UGGAGGCGGAAGUCUGCCCGGCCCGCCAUUGAAGGAACAUUCAACGUGAGGACUGCGUUUCGCCGAGGAACACUGCCGUCGGAAAGAGUUUAUCUGUAUUUAUACAUCUCUAAACCUCGGUGGGCAGGAUGGCGUACAGAGGACAAGGACAGAAGGUGCAGAAGGUUAUGGUCCAGCCGAUCAACCUCAUCUUCAGAUAUCUACAAAAUCGUUCACGGAUCCAGGUGUGGCUGUAUGAACAAGUGAACAUGCGGAUAGAAGGCUGCAUUAUUGGCUUUGAUGAGUACAUGAACCUGGUUCUCGAUGACGCUGAGGAAGUCCACAUGAAGACAAAGAACAGAAAACCCCUUGGCAGGGUCAUGUUGAAAGGGGACAACAUCACCUUACUUCAAAGUGUGGUCGUAACCUGAUGGAAAACAUCCACAAUUGACCCAUGUCUACGAGCAUUUUUCUUCUACAAUAACCCUUUUUUUCCCGUUUGUUUUUGAACCCAUGAUUAUCAUGUGUCAUUAUUAGUGUGAUGGUUUGUUUCAUAGCCAUAUGGCUUUUGUACGAAAAUAAAGUUUUUCUUUAUGCCUUUUGA
Messenger RNA from Gadus macrocephalus (Pacific cod), 583 nucleotides. It is a transcript of the gene snrpe, whose product is annotated as small nuclear ribonucleoprotein polypeptide E. Gene Ontology annotation, molecular function: RNA binding. Gene Ontology annotation, biological process: mRNA splicing, via spliceosome; spliceosomal snRNP assembly. Gene Ontology annotation, cellular component: U4 snRNP; U5 snRNP; precatalytic spliceosome. The record is from RefSeq and is a predicted model, not a curated record. The transcript has 5 exons. Bases 129 to 410 code for a protein of 93 amino acids. NCBI's taxonomy places the organism in Eukaryota, Metazoa, Chordata, Actinopteri, Gadiformes, Gadidae.